Messenger RNA from Daktulosphaira vitifoliae (grape phylloxera), 1857 nucleotides. RefSeq names its product glucose-induced degradation protein 8 homolog. The transcript has 4 exons. Lineage: Eukaryota; Metazoa; Arthropoda; Insecta; Hemiptera; Phylloxeridae. The record is from RefSeq and is a predicted model, not a curated record. Gene Ontology annotation, molecular function: protein binding. Gene Ontology annotation, cellular component: cytoplasm; nucleus. The coding region runs from base 177 to 869 and encodes 230 amino acids. Gene Ontology annotation, biological process: proteasome-mediated ubiquitin-dependent protein catabolic process.
CACUAAACACAGACUAUAUGAAAAUAGUCGUAUAGUAGUUUGUGAUAUUAGCUUAUUGGUUAAUUUGAGAUUUUGUUUUCUAAUAAUACUGAGUGAAUGAAAAGAAAAUAUAUAUUUAUAUUUUAUUUGAGACAGUUAAUUUUAUUUCAAGUAGAUAAUAGAAAUCAUUUUACAUUAUGAGUUAUUCUCCACCGAGCCAGAACAAUGUCUCUAAGCCAGAUUGGUUGAAUAGAAUUGAAAAUAUGAAAGUAAAUCGUCAAGACAUGAACAAACUUAUCAUGAACUAUUUAGUAUCCGAAGGGUUUAAAGAAGCUGCAGAAAAAUUUGAACAAGAGGCUGGAAUUAGUUCUCCACUGAAAUUAAAUACCUUAGGAAACCGAAUUAAGGUCAUUGAAGCUGUACAGUCAGGAAAAAUGCAAGAAGCAAUAACACUCAUUAAUCAAUUAUAUCCAGGACUUCUUGAUGACGAUCGUGAUUUAUAUUUUCAUUUACAGCAACUUCAUCUAAUUGAAUUGAUAAAAGAAGGUAAUAUAGAAGAAGCAUUAGUAUUUGCUCAAGCUAAGCUUUCAGAAGUGGGAGAGGGAAAUCCUACCAUUUUAACUGAGCUAGAGAGAACAUUAGCUCUUUUGGCUUUUGAAGAACCUCACAAAAGUCCGUUUGCUGAUCUUCUUCAAACUUCACACAGACAAAAAGUAUCCAGUGAGCUGAAUUCAGCUAUUUUGAGAUUUCAUAACCAGCCUACUAUUACACCAAAGCUUUACAAUUUGAUGAAAUUGAUUAUGUGGGCUCAAGAUGAACUUGAUAGAAAAAAAGUUAAAUUUCCUCAUAUGACAGAUUUUGGAUCUGCUACUUUAGAACCACCAAAAUGACGCUUUUCAAAUAAAUAUGGCAAUGUCUAUUGUAACUCAAGUUGGCUGUUUGACCAUAAAGAUUAAGUAUAUCUUUUUCCAUGCAUUUUUUCAAUAUUAAAAAAUGUACAUUAUAACAAAUAUGUGGAUAAAAUUUUUUUGGUUGCAUUAAAAUAAAUUAUUUCACAACUUUUGUUUGCAAAAAGAAAAAUGAUAUAUAUAGAAUGUGUGCUUAAUUAAAUCUAAUUUUUUGUAAUAUAUUUUUUUUUUUUUUAGUAUAAAUUGUUUAACCUGUUUAUUUUUUCCUUUUAUAUUGCAUAAUAACAAACAUAUUGUAUAUUAAUAUGAAUAUACUAUUUAAUUAAUGAACUCUUACUUUACUACUAACAUUUAAUAAAAAGAAGUAAUUGGCUGUCAGCCGGUAACAUCACAAAUCAAUAUCUAGCCGAUACUACUGUGACACUUUUACAUAAUAUUCAGUGUUGGGAAAGUUCCUUUUUAAAUGGAACUCAUUCCGUUCCCCGUUCAUUUUCUAAAAUAAGAACUCGUUCCACUCUUCAUUCCUUUUAUGUAUCAAGUUAUUUAAAAAAUUGUGACAAUGAGAUCAUGAUAAAGGUCAUCAAUGAUUUUCAUCAGCAGUCGAAUACAAAACAAAUUUGUAGUAUUCCUUAUCUAAAAGUAUUCGAAAAUUAUAUUUAUAAGCAGGUAGUAAAUGCUAACGACUUGUGUCAACGCGACCAAUGUCUAUUGUCUACAUAUAAGUUAGAAAUAAUAAAUCAGAAAACCCAAAACCUUUAACAUAUAUUAGUUAACAAGAAACGACGAUAAUAUUCGGUGCAUUAUUUAAUAUAUGUACACAUAUAUUAAAUAUUUACUGUAUACCUACAUGUGAUAAUAACUCUAUUUAUAGUCAAUUGAUUCAUUUAAACAGCCUACGAUCUCGGCUGGGUAUAUAGGGGACUUCCAUUGUCAAAAGUCAACUAAAAAUACCAUAAUAUUUUAAUGUCUA